Molecule: messenger RNA, 984 nt
Organism: Miscanthus lutarioriparius
Lineage: Eukaryota; Viridiplantae; Streptophyta; Magnoliopsida; Poales; Poaceae
Source: the annotation of a GenBank genome assembly
AUGGCCAACGCUGACGCUGGCGACGGCGGAGAGGUCAUCCUCGACGCCCCCGGCUUCAUACGCGUGUACAGGAGCGGCCGCGUCGAGCGCUUCCUGCCGGUCGACUUCGCCCCGCCCUCCACUGACGCCGCCACCGGCGUCUCCUCAAAGGACGUCGCCAUCCUCCCAGAUGCCUGCGUAUCGGCUCGCAUUUACCUCCCGGCGCCACCCUCCUCCGGAAGUUACAGCGGCAAGCUCCCCGUCCUGGUGUUCUUCCACGGUGGCGGGUUCUGCCUCGGUUCGGCGUUCGACGCAGCGGUGCACGCCCACGCCAACCGGCUCGCCGCGGCGGCCAGCGCAAUCGUCGUGUCGGUGGAAUACCGCCUCGCGCCGGAGCAUCCGGUCUCCGCGCUCUACGGGGACGCAUGGGCGGCGCUCCAGUGGGUGGCCGCGCACGCCGCGGGCCGGGGGCAGGAGCCCUGGCUGACCGCCCACGCGGACCUCGGGCGCGUCCACGUCGGCGGAGAGAGCGCGGGCGCCAACAUUGCGCACCACGCCGCGAUGCGCGCUGGCAGCGAGGAGCUGGGCCACGGCGUGAAGCUCAGCUCGCUCGUACUGAUCCAUCCCUACUUCCUGGGAGGCGAGAGCUCCGAGACGGACGAGAUGGGCGUAGCGUUGCUCCGCGAGCUCGUCCGGCUGUGGCCUGUGGUGUGCCCGGGCACGAGCGGGUGCGACGGCGACCCGUUGAUCAAUCCGAUGGCAGAGGGUGCCCCCAAUCUCGCUAGCUUGGGGUGCCGGCGCGUGCUGGUGUGCGUCGGGGGAAAGGACCCGAUGAGGGGCAGAGGAAGUCUGUAUUGUGAGAAGCUGAAGGGAAGUGGGUGGCGCGGGGAGCUGGAGGACUGGGAGGCGGACGGUCAGGGACACGGUUUCCAUCUCUCGUGCCCCAUGAGCGCAGAGGCGGAGGCGCAAGUCCGGGUCAUCGCUGAGUUUCUGAGCUAUGGAUGA